ACAUACACGGAGUUGCGUGCGUGUUUGUCGUUCAUAUGCAGAUUUGAAAGACGGGAGGCGAGCUAGUGACAACAUUCCUCUUUUUUACGUACACGGCGGCAAUACCAUAGAUUGUUAAUUUCCAAUAAAAUAAGUACCAUCCAACCACGCUUCUUUUCUAUAUCGUUUUAUUGAACGUGAUCGCAGAGAAUAUUAGGCUACGUAAUCACACCUGGUGUCUGUGUUCUAAUCGGAACGGCCCACGGCGAGUUGAGGUUUUUGCGUGGAGUUCAUUACCGUGUUGAGAUUCGAUAUCCGUAGGACCAAAAGUAAAUAAGACCACACACAAUGGGUUUGACUAUAUCGAGUCUAUUCACACGACUGUUCGGCAAACAACAAAUGCGGAUUCUUAUGGUCGGGCUGGAUGCAGCGGGUAAAACAACAAUUCUAUACAAAUUGAAAUUGGGCGAGAUCGUGACCACAAUUCCAACGAUCGGUUUCAAUGUGGAGACGGUCGAAUACAAGAAUAUCUGCUUUACCGUGUGGGAUGUCGGCGGCCAGGAUAAAAUCCGACCUUUAUGGCGUCAUUACUUCCAAAAUACGCAAGGUCUGAUAUUCGUAGUGGAUUCAAAUGACCGCGAACGAAUUGUAGAAGCUGAGAAUGAACUGAAAAACAUGCUUCAAGAAGAUGAACUCCGGGACGCUGUAUUACUUGUGUUUGCUAACAAACAGGAUCUCCCGAAUGCAAUGAAUGCCGCCGAGCUGACAGAAAAAUUAAAUUUAAAUCAAUUAAGGAACCGACGUUGGUACAUCCAAGCGACGUGCGCCACACAGGGACAUGGACUAUACGAAGGACUCGAUUGGCUAUCAAAUGAAUUAGCUAAGAAAUGAUAGAACUGUGAGGCUCGUGUAUGAAAUUUCUUAUCGUAAUCUAAAUUUAAUUUUUCUCCUUUCUUUUAAAUGUCUUGUUUUAUUGUUAUAAAAUGAUACUUUCCUCAUAAAAAGUUUAUCAAUUUCAAAGUUCUAGUUCUAAUCGUGUGACCACCCGUUUCUUAUGCGUUCCCAUUCUGGAGACAAUUAGAUCCGCGCAUAUUUCAUAUUUUGCGAAAUUAACAUUUUACUUUGGCUUUCCAAACUUGCUCGACAGCUAAUCGCAUCCAUAAUUGCAAUAAAGUACGAGUUCAAAAAGACACGAAAACAAUACGAGAUUAAAACCAUUCUGUAAAAUGGGUCGAACGUAAAAUUGAUUGAGGGAUUCAAUUGGAUCAUAGGAAGAACUGGUGCUGCGUUUUUUUUUUUGUUAACAAUUAAUUUGCAGAUGCUUUUGUUUUUUGUUCUUUUUUUUUCACUAAAGUAUUUCACAACGAUAAAUAAGGGAGAGAGUCUCGUUUGUGAAAUGCUUGGUUUUUACUAUAAAGAAUAGAAAAAAAAACAGAAUUUGUGAAGUUAUAGAGCUAAAAAGGGGAAAUAAAAACUAUUUAUAAAA
Messenger RNA from Hermetia illucens (black soldier fly), 1465 nucleotides. RefSeq names its product ADP-ribosylation factor 2 (gene Arf102F). The record is from RefSeq and is a predicted model, not a curated record. The coding region runs from base 328 to 870 and encodes 180 amino acids. Gene Ontology annotation, molecular function: GTPase activity; GTP binding. Lineage: Eukaryota; Metazoa; Arthropoda; Insecta; Diptera; Stratiomyidae. The transcript is spliced from 4 exons. Gene Ontology annotation, biological process: vesicle-mediated transport; intracellular protein transport. Gene Ontology annotation, cellular component: cytoplasm; plasma membrane.